UUUUUUUUCUGUGAUAUGCUUUGGAUUCAAAUUUCAAAAGCCCUCCCAAAAGAUCCUUCAAUCCACCAGUGUUCUCCUUCUCCAGUCUCCAUAACCACCCACCACCAUUUUACACGUUCUCCGAAACUCUCUCUGAUGGGUGCUUCGGGGAAGUGGGUGAAAUCCAUUAUCAGUCUCAAGAAACCAGAGAAAGGCGAAUAUGAAAAGGGUAGUGGAAAGAGCAAGAAAUGGAGGAUAUGGAGGAGUUCUUCUGGUGAUUUAGGGUUGUCGGGUUCGACAUGGAAGGGUUUCAAAGGAAGACAUCGGUCUGAAUCAGAGGGCUCGGAUUCUUCCGAUGCCUUCUCUGCAGCCGUUGCAACUGUUGUCAGAGCUCAUCCUAAAGACUUCAAAGCUGUUAGAGAAGAAUGGGCUGCCAUUAGGAUUCAGACGGCUUUUCGUGGAUUCUUGGCGAGAAGAGCAUUAAGGGCAUUGAAAGGCAUAGUAAGGCUACAAGCUCUUGUGCGUGGACGGCAAGUGAGGAAACAAGCGGCUGUGACAUUACGAUGCAUGCAAGCGCUUGUGCGUGUCCAGGCUCGCGUCAGAGCACGCCAUGUCAGGAUGUCGGUCGAAGGAAAAGCCGUGCAGAAACUUCUCGAUGAACACCGGAGCAAGGCUGAUCUCUUGAAAGAAGCCGAAGAAGGGUGGUGUGGUAGCAAAGGAACGGUAGAUGAUAUCAAGACGAAGCUGCAACUGAGACAAGAAGGCGCCUUCAAGAGGGAACGAGCAACGGCUUAUUCCCUCGCGCAAAAGCAAUGGAAAUCGAACCCGAGCUCGAAUCUGAAGGCAAACAAUCCGAUUUCAUACCUCAAAAGCCAAGAGUUUGACAAGAAUAGUUGGGGAUGGAAUUGGUUGGAGCGGUGGAUGGCUGCUCGGCCAUGGGAGACAAGACUUAUGGAACAGCAAUCAAAACCCGAAACCGGGGAGGCAACACCUCCUCCUAAGAGCUGUGUCACUUUUUCUUCAAGCAAGCUUUCAAAAUCACCCGAACCCGCCUCUGUAAGGGUUAGGAAGAACAAUGUAUCAACUCGGGUGUCGGCUAGACCCCUUCAAACCGGAACUCAGUCGUCUUCAAGUCCUGGCUCCGAGUCUAGGUACCAUGACAAGAGUUCGGCUUCACCUUCCAUCUGCACUUCAGCCACACCUGCCUCCGGAAACACUGGCCUUGAGACGGGUGGCAAUGGAAACUGCAGUAGUAAAACUAACAAGGGAAGGCCAAGUUACAUGAACAUGACAGAAUCGACAAAGGCCAAGAGAAGGACAAACAGGGCACUCAGACAAUCCAUGGAUGAGUUUCAGUUUAUGAAGAACUCAGGCGUGUUGUGUAAUGGCUGCGACUUGAAAAGCAGCCCUGCCUCAGUUAACUUCUCCAAACAACUGGGAAUUCCGACCGGAUUGGAGAAACAGAGAGGAAAAGAGACAUGUUCGUGAGAUUGGUGUAUGGCACGUAGGGAUAAGUUUCAACAGCUUGUUGUUCUUCUGGUGCUGCGAGUAAUCUGUGUAUGUUGAAUAGAUCUGUUUUUCUAAAAAAAAAAAAAUCUCAAUUUGGCAUGCUGUAGAACCAUUUUCUAAGUUAUCACAUGAAAUUUUUGGGGAAGAUUCAGAGGAUGAAGUAAGUGUGUAUGCAUACACACACACACAGAGCAUAGUUAUAUAUUCCUACUUGUUUCAGCAUUGAACCUUCCGGUCUCUCGGUUCAUAUAUAUCAUCUGAUGAAUCCGUAAAACACAUUACAA
Tarenaya hassleriana is the source of this 1772-nucleotide messenger RNA. RefSeq names its product protein IQ-DOMAIN 1-like. The coding region runs from base 16 to 1467 and encodes 483 amino acids. Gene Ontology annotation, molecular function: protein binding. Lineage: Eukaryota; Viridiplantae; Streptophyta; Magnoliopsida; Brassicales; Cleomaceae. The record is from RefSeq and is a predicted model, not a curated record. The transcript is spliced from 6 exons.